Podarcis raffonei (Aeolian wall lizard) is the source of this 8737-nucleotide messenger RNA. It is a transcript of the gene MAST4, whose product is annotated as microtubule associated serine/threonine kinase family member 4. Gene Ontology annotation, biological process: peptidyl-serine phosphorylation; intracellular signal transduction. The transcript is spliced from 32 exons. The coding region runs from base 327 to 8228 and encodes 2633 amino acids. Gene Ontology annotation, molecular function: protein binding; protein serine/threonine kinase activity; magnesium ion binding. The record is from RefSeq and is a predicted model, not a curated record. Lineage: Eukaryota; Metazoa; Chordata; Lepidosauria; Squamata; Lacertidae.
CAGGUCCGCGGAAGGCGGCAGCCCUCUCAGGGGCCGGCGGAGGCAGCGGGCUGCUCUCCCGGAGCCCCACAGCUCAGGCUCCCCGCCGCUGCCGCCUCCCAGGAGCGGCUUCCGAGCCAGCGGCGUUUCCGCGCUUGGGACAGCGGAAAGCGAUGCGGGUAGCAGCAAGCCGCUAGGCGGUGCCUGGGCUCGGUGUUCCCCUUCCCCUUCCCGGCGGAGGAUGCUGCCGUUGCUGGAAGAAGAGGCGGGCGGCUGACUUUCUUCCCCGACCCGCCCAGGCGGCGGUGGCGGCGGCGGUUGUCUCCCCUCAGCACUUGGCGGCGGCGAUGGGCGAGAAAGUUUCCGCCGAGCAGCAGCAGCGGCAAGAUUACGGCGGCGGCCGGAGGGUCUCGUCCUCUUCUUCCAGCUCGUCAGGCUCUCAAACUCUCUCCGAGGAGGGCGACGGCGAUGCCUCAGCCGGGCAGCUCGGCGGGACGGGCUUCGCUGCCCCCCUCAGCCGCGGCGCCCCCGAGCGGCAGGUGGCGGCGGCGGCUUCUUUCCCCCUCGCCGGGGAGAAGGGGGACCAUGUGUUGGGCGAGGGGCAGCGCCGUCGGGGGAGCGAGGAGGAAGAGGACUCGGCCAGUGGCGGCGGCGGCGGCGGCCACUUUCGUCCCGAGAGCGACGCCUCGCUGGAGGAGCAGGACGAGGAGCUUGAUAGUAUAUUGUCACCUCCACCUAUGCCAUUUCGGAAAUCCAGCAACCCUGAAGUUUCUUCUGGCCCCAGCAAGCCACUGAAAUUUAAAAGGCAACUCAGUGAAGAUGGGAGACCAUUUAGAAGAGGAAGUCUUGGAGGAGCUCUGACUGGUAGGUACUUGCUGCCAAAUGCUGUUACACAACAGUCAUGGCAAACUGGAGAAACUUCCAAUCUUGUCCGAAUGCGCAGUCAAGCUCUUGGGCAGUCAGCACCUUCUCUGACAGCUAGCAUGGAAGGGACACCUCAGAAGAGCCAUUUCAGCUCAACAAGACAUCGCCAGAGACUAGUGGAACCAGCCACUACAAAAAAGGAACUGAGCCUUCCAAGAAGGGGAAGUUUUCUCACCCCAAGAAGCCUGAGCCCAACCCCAACAAGCCCUUGCAGUCCAUGCAGUCCUCUGUACGCUUUUCAUUUUUGGAGUUGCCGGACAAGUAACCGAAAAAGUUUGAUAUGCAAUGGACAGUCCCCAGCUAUGCCCCGGCCCCAUUCGCCACUUUCAGCUCAUGCAGGGAGCAGUCCUCAAGAUAGCCCUAGAAAUUUUUCUCCUAGUGCCUCAGCCCACUUUUCUUUUGCACGAAGUCAUGGGCAUCGAAACGAGAGGACUGAUGGACGACGUUGGUCACUGGCAUCACUCCCCUCUUCUGGCUAUGGUACAAAUACUCCAAGCUCAACUGUUUCAUCAUCCUGUUCCUCCCAAGAGAAGUUGCACCAGUUACCAUACCAACCAACUCCAGACGAACUACAUUUUUUGUCUAAACAUUUCUGUGCCACUGAAAGCAUUGCCAGUGAUAAUAGAUGUAGGACCACUCAAAUGCGGCCACGAUCCAGAAGCCUGAGCCCUGGACGUUCUCCUGCCUGCUGUGACCAUGAAAUCAUUAUGAUGAACCAUGUAUACAAAGAAAGAUUCCCAAAGGCUACUGCUCAGAUGGAAGAGCGACUUCAGGAGAUUAUCACCAACCACUCUCCUGAUAACGUCCUUCCCUUGGCAGAUGGAGUUCUCAGUUUCACCCACCACCAGAUCAUUGAGCUGGCUCGUGAUUGCUUGGAUAAAUCUCAUCAGGGCCUCAUCACCUCACGAUACUUCUUCGAGUUACAGCACAAAUUGGAUAAGCUCCUACAAGAGGCCCAAGAACGAUCAGAAAGCGGAGAACUGGCAUUUAUUAAGCAGCUCGUCCGAAAGAUUCUUAUUGUUAUAGCACGUCCUGCUCGCUUACUGGAAUGUUUGGAAUUUGAUCCUGAGGAAUUUUACUAUCUUCUUGAAGCUGCUGAAGGACAUGCAAAAGAGGGACAGGGCAUUAAAACUGACAUUCCUAGAUAUAUUAUCAGUCAACUGGGAUUGAAUAAGGAUCCUUUGGAAGAAAUAGCCCAGCUAGCAAACUAUGACAGUGGAACUGCAGCAACUCCAGAAACUGAUGAAUCAGUUAGUAGUUCCAAUGCAUCCCUUAAACUUAAAAGGAAGCCUCGUGAAAGUGAUUUUGAGACAAUUAAGCUGAUUAGUAAUGGAGCAUAUGGUGCUGUUUAUUUGGUGAGGUAUAAAGAAACCAGACAGAGGUUUGCGAUGAAGAAGAUUAACAAACAGAAUCUCAUUCUUCGAAACCAGAUUCAGCAGGCUUUUGUUGAGCGUGAUAUCCUGACAUUUGCAGAAAAUCCAUUUGUAGUCAGCAUGUACUGUUCCUUUGAAGCUAGACGCCAUUUAUGCAUGGUCAUGGAAUAUGUAGAAGGUGGAGAUUGUGCUACUUUAAUGAAAAAUAUGGGACCUUUGCCUGUAGACAUGGCCAGAAUGUAUUUUGCAGAGACUGUUCUGGCAUUGGAGUAUCUCCACAACUAUGGAAUAGUACAUAGGGAUUUGAAACCAGAUAAUUUACUGGUAACUUCCAUGGGGCAUAUAAAGUUAACAGAUUUUGGACUAUCUAAGGUUGGCCUCAUGAGUAUGACCACCAAUCUUUAUGAGGGUCACAUUGAGAAGGAUGCUAGAGAAUUUCUGGAUAAACAGGUCUGUGGCACGCCAGAAUAUAUUGCUCCAGAAGUAAUUCUAAGACAGGGCUAUGGCAAGCCAGUGGACUGGUGGUCUAUGGGAAUUAUUCUUUAUGAGUUUCUUGUUGGGUGUGUUCCUUUUUUUGGUGAUACACCGGAGGAGCUAUUUGGACAAGUAAUCAGUGAUGAGAUCAACUGGCCAGAAAAGGAUGAAGCACCACCUCCAGAUGCCCAGGAACUGAUUACUUUGCUUCUGAGACAAAACCCCUUGGAGAGAUUGGGAACAGGUGGUGCUUAUGAGGUGAAACAGCACCCAUUCUUCCAAAACUUAGAUUGGAAUAGUUUGCUGAGACAGAAGGCAGAAUUCAUUCCUCAGCUGGAAUCUGAAGAUGACACAAGCUACUUUGACACUCGUUCUGAGAAAUACCACCACAUGGAAACUGAAGAAGAGGAUGAUACAAACGAUGAAGAUUUUAAUUUGGAGAUUAGGCAGUUUUCCUCAUGUUCACAUCGAUUUUCAAAAGUUUUUAGCAGUAUAGAUCGAGGAACUCGAAAUCAAACUACAGAGAAGGAAGAUACAACAGAGAGAACAAAGAAUGUAGUACUAACAUCUGCAGAAUCUUUAAGCUGGAGCUCAGAAUAUUCUGAAAUGCAGCAACUAUCUACAUCUUUGUCUUCUGGUACUGAAAGUUCUAGGCAACGUCACAGUUCAGGGUUACUUCCAAAAUUGUCAGUAUCAGCUGAAGGAGAUGAAGAAGAAUCACCACGUUCUGCUGGAUCCUGCAAAGAUCAAGAAAAGGUUGCAUUUGUUAGUGAGGAAAUUGUUUUAGAUGAAGUGGAAGUAACAACUCCAGCAAGCACAAUCAGUAGCUCCACGCUGUCAGUUGGAAGUUUUUCAGAGCACUUGGAUCAGAUAAAUGGAAGAAGUGAGUGUGUGGACAGCACUGAUAAUUCCUCAAAGCCUUCCAAUGAACAAGCAUCUCAUAUGGCUCGUCAGCGAUUAGAAACAACAGAGAAAAAGAAAAUCUCUGGAAAAGUCACAAAGUCCCUCUCGGCCAGUGCUCUAUCCCUUAUGAUUCCAGGAGAUAUAUUUGGUGUGUCUCCUUUGGGAAGUCCAAUGUCCCCCCAUUCCGUGUCUUCAGAUCCUUCGUCUUCUAGAGAUUCUUCGCCUAGCCGUGAUUCUUCAGCUGCUUCUGCAAGUCCUCAUCAGCCUGUCAUAAUUCACACCUCAGGCAAGAAGUAUGGAUUUACUAUCCGCGCAAUCAGAGUGUAUGUGGGUGAUAGCGACAUCUACACAGUACAGCAUAUUGUCUGGAAUGUUGAAGAAGGAAGUUCGGCUUAUCAUGCUGGAUUGAAAGCUGGUGACCUCAUCACACAUAUCAACGGAGAACCAGUGCAUGGCCUUGUUCAUACUGAAGUCAUAGAACUGUUAUUAAAGAGUGGCAAUAAAGUGUCAAUUACUACAACAGCCUUUGAGAAUACUUCAAUAAAAACAGGACCAGCUAGAAGAAAUAGCUAUAGGGGCCGAAUGGUUAGACGGAGUAAGAAAACAAAAAAGAAGGAGAGUUUGGAAAGGAGAAGAUCUCUCUUCAAAAAGCUGGCUAAGCAGCCUUCACCCCUCCUUCAUACUAGUCGGAGUUUCUCCUGCCUGAACCGAUCCCUCUCAUCAGGGGAGAGCUUACCUGGUUCUCCAACUCACAGCUUGUCUCCCCGCUCACCAACACCCAGCCUCCGCUCCACCCCCGAUUUCCCCUCAGGUACAAAUUCUUCUCAGAGUAGCUCUCCAAGUUCAAGUGCACCCAAUUCUCCAGCUGGUUCUGGGCAUAUUAGGCCCAGCACACUUCAUGGUUUGGGGCCCAAGCUUGGUGGGCAAAGAUACAGGUCAGGAAGACGCAAAUCAGCUGGCAGCAUUCCUCUCUCUCCUUUGGCACGGACUCCUUCUCCAACACCUCAACCAACAUCUCCUCAGCGGUCUCCAUCACCUUUACUGGGGCAUUCAAUUGGAAACACAAAAAUAGCUCAGGCUUUCCCUACAAAAAUGCACUCUCCUCCCACUAUUGUCAGACACAUAGUUAGGCCUAAGAGUGCAGAACCACCAAGGUCUCCUUUGCUCAAGAGGGUUCAGUCAGAAGAGAAACUUGCCCCUUCUUAUGGCACUGACAAGAAACACUUGUGCUCUCGCAAGCACAGCCUGGAAGUAACUCAGGAAGAAGUUAAUAGAGAGGUAUCUCAAAGGGAUACAACCCUUCAGAGCCUGGAGGAGAACGUUUCUGAUGUGCCAUCACUCACACGAGUGAGACCUGCUGAACAAGGCUGCCUGAAACGUCCCAUUUCCAGGAAGUUGGGCAGGCAAGAAUCUGUUGAUGAGCUGGAUAAAGAAAAAUUAAAGGUUAAGAUAGUUGUGAAGAAGCAAGAUCUGGCAGAGAAACAGGAAUAUUUGCAGAAAGCAAGCACCAUACAUGAAAUUUGUGGUGAAUCAGAAAACCCAGUUGCCUCAUGCUUAGAAGAGAGAGAUGGCAAAAAAGCAUUUCAGAAAGCUUUGGAAAGAUCAAACCACUUUGAAGCUAAAAUUGCAGCUCUGGAGACAGAGUCAGUAGGUGGCAUGCUAAAAGACACCCUUCAGAAGAAUGCAAGCAUGAGAUCAAAUGAUUGUACUGCUUUGGAUGCGCACACACCAUGUCAUGGGCCUCCACUUAAUGAGCUCAGUCAUUUGUCUUAUGACUUCAAAAGAAUCCCCCCUCCAUGUACAUUGCAAAAUGUUCUGCCUCACUCAUCUGACAAGAUGCCGAAUGGGAAAGGAGAAAAUGUAGAUAAAUCUGCACCGACAAAAGAACCUGUCAAAUUUGAAAGAUUAGAUAGUAAGCUUGCAAAUAUUGAUUAUCUCCGGAAGAAAAUGUCCUUUGAAGAAAAAGAUGACAACUCCUGUCCAGUGCUAAAGUCCAAACUGACACCAAGUGUACAUGAAUGCCAUCAGCUGAGUGCAGUCAGACCUAUAAACAUGCUGCAAGAUUCCACCUCGGUGACUGAAAGCCGAUCAUUUAUUAGCAGUGCUCAUGCCACUCAGAUUAACUCUGUCCCUUUCAUUCCUCUCAAAGGAUUGACUGGCCGAACAGAAGCUGGUGUGGAGAAAUCAGCCUUGAUUUCCACAGAGUCACCUGUCCGAAAGAGUCCUUCAGAAUAUAAAUUAGAAGGGAGGUCUGUGUCUUGCUUGAAGCCAAUUGAAGGAACCUUAGAUAUUGCUUUAAUUUCUGGGCCACAGUCUUCAAAGACAGAAGUGUCUUCAUGUGCAGUUGCAGGGGGCCAAAAUGCCAAAAACGAUGGCCAAUCACUCAUCUGCCAAGGAGGCAUCAGUGUAAAGGUUGAGCCGUCUUGUCAGAAAGUGCAGCAACCAGUCUUUCAACAAUCCAGUCCUUAUGAAUCUAAUCUACUAAAGUUCCAGUCUCCAAAGCCAAAUAAAAGUACUCAGAGCUCACCAGCAAUGCCUGUGACCACUGAACAGCAGUCAGAAAAGACACUUUCCAAUUUCAGUGCUAAAUGUGACCCCUCUGUAAAGGUGAUUAAUCAAAAGAAAGAGGUUAUUCAGCUUUCAGCACAUGAGGCUAAAUCCAGCAGUUCCCAAAUCCAGAGUUCCACCUUGACAAGUUGCAAAUCUGCCCAUGCACAGGGAAAUCCUGAGAAAGCCAAACGGAAAGAGAAGAAAACCUAUAAAGAAGGACCAGACAACCACACAAGGCCUCAACCAAGUGAUAGCAUCCUUCCAGAGAAGCCUAAGGCAGUUGAGGUUUCUCCAUCAAAGAAAUCUGUUACAGACGUGUCACCAAAUCAGGAUGCAAAACGCAUUCAGAGGUAUUCCUUUGAUUCAGUUGCUCAGCAGCAAAUACGUGGAAUAGCAAAAGUACAAAUAGCAAGCUCGAAAACAAAGUUCAAAGAUGUGCUCAAGCCAUCGGUGAAAGAGGAUGAGAACACCACUAGAGACUAUUCAGCAAAUGAGUUGGGCCUGCAGAAAGCAAGUGGAUGUUCCAAGCCUGAAGCAUCACUUCUGGCUGGUGUAACCGUGCAAACGGACCAGGGGGAAAAAGAACAGAAGCAGCCCAAAAAUGCGGAGCCUCCAGCUGGUAACAAAGAGUCCAGCAUUGCUUCUAGGCAACAAGGUAGCAAUUCUGAUCUUUCCGCUGCAAAAGAAUUAUUAAACAGGCCCUGUGUAGUGGAUGCUCCUGGUUGCUGCAGCAUUAAAGAUAAUAUGAGACCUACAACACACAUGGAAAAUAGCACUGUUAAAUCUAGACCAGUUCCUGACACUUGUUUCUUGAAAUUGAAACAUUCUGAAAAAAAGACACAAAAGCAAAUAGCUACAAACGUAAAAGAAAAAGAAACUGGCCCUCAUGCUUUGGCCGGCUCCUUGAAGGAGGGGAAAAACAUCAAUAAGUCUGCACUGGAUUCUUUUUCACACCCUCCAAGCUCUCGGAGAAAGCUAAAUAAUGAGCAAAUACAGGCAGAAAGGCAUCUGGUCAUAGAAUGUGGGUCAGAACCCUCAAUCCACAUCAAUAGCACCUUGCCUGAAAAACAGCUUAAAUCCUCCAAUAAAAAGCAGGCGGCGGCAGCAGUCCCAGAUGGUGCUAAGCAUUUUCAGAGGCAAGAGAUGGCAAGUUUAAACGAUCCUGUUGAUCAAAAGCCAUUCAGUAUAUGUACCAAGCAGAACAUGCCUCCCAAGACAUCGUCAGCUGUAAAAGAGGGCUCCUUGCUGAGCAAACCGGCCGACAAGAGCCCGAACAUUCAGGCCACCUCUGCGGAAAUGCAGCCUGAAGGGGGAAAAUGCACCGAUGCACUUUAUUUUCAAACUGACCAUGGGAAGCCAGAUCCUAACCUUUCCCUUCUUAGCUGUGAUGCCAGGGGAAAAGCAGCGGAAAAGGCAGUCACGGGUGCGAAGAACUUUCAAGACACUAAAGGAAAAGGGCACCUGAAUCAAAAGCAGCUAUCCGAGGGGAGCAAGCAGCAUGCUGCAAAACAUUCCUCCAGCCCUGCUUUGCAGAGUUCAUGUCGCGCAGCUUCAAAGCAGCUUGAGUGCCCACCCAGCUUCCCUGAAUCUAGGCCGGAAGCCCCUGUUCUGCCUUCAGCAAAGGCUAGCCUGGGGUCCCCCGAGCCACUUGCACUGAGCAGCAGGGAAGUGAAAAAGCAAGCCAGCUCUUCCUCAGCAGACAGCAGGGCAGAAAUGACUAAAAGUGUUUCCCUGUUGGGCUUGCACUAUACUCCGUCCCCUGUGGAAGAGAACAUUCCCACUUCAGACUUGGCGGGGAAGCACAAAAGCCAAGAGAGGUCUCACUCUGCUGUGGACAUGAAGGGGAAAGACCCCGGUCUGCCUCAGUCUUCUGCCGCGAGAAAACCGAAUGUAGGUAAAGAUUUGCCAAAGUCAGGGACUCCAGCUGACUCUCCCAAUGCACUUUCAGCCGACAAAGACUCUGCCCGACAGAGGCGAGGAAAAGACACCUCCCGAAGCAGCCCUCACAAAAAACCCUCCCAAUAGCAAGAUGUGCAAAUAGGACUGCUUAGUUGAAAACCUAGUGUCUUGUCUUACCUUCAGCACUGUGUAGUAUUUUCUUGCAGAAAAAAAUAUUCAGCGCCACUUAAGCAGGGUGUGUAAAGAAAGGACUCGUUUCCUUCCCCCCUCAAAAUUCCUUCCCAAAUGUAACCGGUUAAACUGUUACCAUAUUGUAUUUGUACAAAAAUACUUUUACAAUUUGAGAGACAGGUUGUGGGCGGGUGGGAUGACAAAUUAUCUGUAAAUACUUACUAGUGUGUAUCGUUUAGAAUGUAGUGUCUCUACUUUGCUGCUGAUUGCAUUGUUUACUGUAUCUUUUUAAUGAUAGUUGCUUUGCCACUAGUUUGCCAUAAUUUAAGAAGAAGCAGAAUUACUAAAACUUGGGCCUAGACAGAACCCACAAAUAUAUAUUGGUCUGAAGGGAGAAGAAAGACGCUCCAUUCUUUCCUUGUUCAAAAAGCUGUGCACAACUCUAAAAUAGAAGAAGUGAUAAA